UUAUCAGAAGCCGUAAAAGAGAAGUGAUGGUAAACAGAGGAGCAUGGAUAUCGUCAUUCAAAGUUUGACGAAGGAUGUUGUCAUUGUGGGGAGGGAGAGAGGAGAGGCUGGUGGAUUAUUGAGUCUGGAGCGAGGGGGAAAAUGGAUGGCCUGAGGAGUCAGGACUGCAGAACUGCCCGAUGGAGCUUAGCCUGUAGAUCACGUUCUUCCGUCCGGCGGACCCGGAGCUUUUCCCGAUUAGACCACACCAAUCACAGGGAGGCAAGCCUCCACCGUUCCAGCGUUUGUUGUCUCCGGGUCCCAAAGUUACGAGUAAGUGAGUGGGAAAGAAAACGAACGAGACUCGAUCCUCGAUUCGACCCGAUCUCAAUCCAUGACGCAACCGGUUUGUGCAGCCCAAUUCUCGUCCUUUUUCUCCCUUCUCCUCUGGGUGAUCCAAACCUAAUCUACCUUAACUUACGUCUUUCCUUUCAUUACUACUGCUUCUUCUUCCUCUCCUUCUCUGUCGCUGGACUUGUGGGCCGUCCUUCUAUCUUGAUUCAUCCUCCUUCACUUCUUUCCCCCCAUCCCCUACCUCGUGCAGCCCUGCAUUCUCCUUUCCUUUUUCUCUCCCCUUUCUUCACACCUCCCGCCGCUUGUCCGAUUAAUCUUCUGCAUCUGCACUCACUCACUUUCUCCGUUGCUGGCUGCCACUCUCUCACUCUGUUUGUUUUCUCUCCUUCCGCCGACCUCCGCCAAUAUCUCCUUAAUCCUGCCCGCUAUACAACACUUCGCACUUUUUCCAUCUCUACCGCUCAUCCAUAUAGAGAUCGAUUCCACGGUUUCAGUCGCUUGGAAUCUCAAUUGCGCUGGUCUUGUUCGUACCCCUCUCGGGCAACAAGCGCCUGAGCCAUGUUCCGCAGAAAGAGGAGCUCCUCGCAACAUCAGGUAAGCCCCCCUGUUCCAUGGAAAUGGUCUCUGGGUCGUCACGAAACUAAACACUGCUCAUGCGCCUAGCAUUCUCUCUCUGCAUCCUCCUCUCAGUC
Molecule: messenger RNA, 1025 nt
Organism: Aspergillus homomorphus CBS 101889
Lineage: Eukaryota; Fungi; Ascomycota; Eurotiomycetes; Eurotiales; Aspergillaceae
Exons: 1
Coding region: 142-888 (248 amino acids)
Source: RefSeq, a predicted model, not a curated record